Cyprinodon variegatus (sheepshead minnow) is the source of this 1314-nucleotide messenger RNA. It is a transcript of the gene otc, whose product is annotated as ornithine carbamoyltransferase. The record is from RefSeq and is a predicted model, not a curated record. NCBI's taxonomy places the organism in Eukaryota, Metazoa, Chordata, Actinopteri, Cyprinodontiformes, Cyprinodontidae. Gene Ontology annotation, molecular function: amino acid binding; ornithine carbamoyltransferase activity. Gene Ontology annotation, biological process: L-citrulline biosynthetic process. The transcript has 10 exons. Gene Ontology annotation, cellular component: mitochondrion. Bases 78 to 1148 code for a protein of 356 amino acids.
AAGGGUGCAGCCCCCUUUGACUUUCUGAUCUCAAAAGCCGCUGAACGUUAGGCUCUUUUAUUGACUCUUAAACCGUGAUGCCUCUAAAUCUCUUAUCUGUCACCAGUUGCCUUUUAAAAUGUAUGAAAUCUUUCCAUUACAACCGACGUAGGGGAUUUAGCAGUGCUGCAGCUUCUUUAAGUUCAGUCAGUUUAAAAGGUCGCAGCUGUCUCACACUUAAAGAUUUCAGCUCUGAUGAAAUCAAACGGCUUUUGUGGGUAUCAGGGGACCUCAAGCAUCAGAUAAAGCAUGAAAAGCAGUAUCUGCCUCUUCUGCAAGGAAAGGCGAUUGCAAUGAUAUUUGAGAAGAGGAGCACCAGAACAAGAAUGUCCACAGAAACAGGUUUUGCAUUGCUGGGUGGCCACCCCUGUUUUCUAACCUCACAGGACAUCCACUUAGGAGUGAAUGAAAGCAGCACUGACACAGCAAGGGUUCUCUCAGGACUUUGCGAUAUCAUCUUGGCACGAGUUUACAGCCAUUCGACUCUGGAGGAGCUGGACCGGGAGGCAUCUAUCCCCAUCAUUAACGGACUCUCUGACCUAUAUCACCCCAUCCAGAUUCUGGCAGACUUCCUUACCUUGCAGGAGCAUUAUGGAUCUCUUAGUGGACUUACAGUGAGCUGGAUUGGAGAUGGAAACAAUGUCCUCCACUCUUUUAUGAUGACCGCUGCCAAACUAGGGGUUCAUCUUAAAGUUGCCACACCAAAGGGUUAUGAACCAGACAAGAGCGUCACUGAGGAGGCACAGAGGCUGUCCAUAGAACAUGGGACCCAACUCAUUCUGACCUCUGAUCCAAUGGAGGCUGCCCAUGGCAGCAAUGUGUUGGUCACUGACACUUGGGUCAGCAUGGGUCAGGAAGAAGAGAAGAAAAGGAGGCUGAAAGACUUCCAAGGAUACCAGAUAACCAUGCAGACUGGAAGUGUGGCCAAACCAGACUGGACCUUCCUUCACUGCCUCCCCAGGAAGUUGGAGGAGGUGGAUGACCAGGUGUUUUACUCGUCCCGCUCCCUUGUUUUUCCUGAAGCUGAGAAUAGGAAAUGGACCAUCAUGGGUUUGAUGGUCUCUCUUUUGACUGAUUAUACUCCGCAGACCUCUAUUCCUAAAUUUUGACCUUUAAGGUAGAAUUUACCUUGGACCCUCUGAAAAUGUUACAUGUUUUUUUUUCCAAAUGAUGGGUUUACUUUUUUUUAUUCAUGUUGUUUUUAUAAAUUAUAUGGAGAAUCGUUUCAUAAAAAAUAAAAUAAAUAAAUACCUCUAUUGAUAAAUUAUUAAUAAA